Ailuropoda melanoleuca (giant panda) is the source of this 5475-nucleotide messenger RNA. RefSeq names its product carboxypeptidase B2 (gene CPB2). NCBI's taxonomy places the organism in Eukaryota, Metazoa, Chordata, Mammalia, Carnivora, Ursidae. The record is from RefSeq and is a predicted model, not a curated record. Gene Ontology annotation, biological process: proteolysis; fibrinolysis. Gene Ontology annotation, molecular function: zinc ion binding; metallocarboxypeptidase activity. The transcript is spliced from 12 exons. Bases 3637 to 4908 code for a protein of 423 amino acids.
UAAGGAGGGCUCAUGAUGUGAUGAGCCCUGGGUGUUAUACGCAACUGAUGAAUUACUGAACUCUACAUCUGAAACUAAUGAUAUACUAUAUGUGGCUAAUUGAAUUUAAAUAAAAAAUAACAAAGCUAUGUGUAAUGUAAUGUAAAAGUUGAUAAUUUGGUAGGCAUUCCUGGACUUGGCUAUCCCAAGGGCCCAAUGAUGAGUCCCCAAUGACUCAAACUUCCUGUUCUAAGGGUAGUGCUCAGGCCAGGGGUAUCUGGACUCUGGUUAGCCACAGACCUAUUAAAUCAGAAUCUGCAUGUUAAUAAGAUUCUCAGUUAAUUCAUGUGCACAUUAAAGUUUGAGAAACACUGUCCUAAAAGAAUAGAAGCCUUCUUAAAAGACCUACAGUUGAUAGGAGGUUAAUUUAAUCAGCUUCACUUAAGAAUCCCCUGGGGAGCUUGUUAAAACACAAAUCUCCCAGAUCCCACUGCAAGAUUCGGUGCCUAUAGAGGCGGUGGGCCUGGGAGUCUGCAUUUUCCACAAAUACCCUAGGGGAGUCCAUGACUCACAGACUGCACUUGGAGAAGCACUGGUCCAGAGCAGCUAUUCUACAUGCUGGCUGCACAUUGAAAUUACCUCAGGGGCUUUAAAAAAAUGCUGAUGUCUAUACCCCUCCCUCCUAGAUUCUGAUAUAAUUGAUGUGAUGGUGCAGCCUGGGCAGCCAGAUAUUUAAAAGAUCUCCAAAUAACUCCAAUAUGCUGUCAAGUUUGAGAAACACAGGUCUAUAGCUUGGCGUACUCUUCAAAGGGCACGGCUGGGUGAAGCAUGUUAGAAAGUUGGGAGACCAAUACAAGGUAUGACGAUUUAUUUUUUAAGAUUUUAUUUAUUUGAGAGAGAGAAAGAGCAAGGGAAAGGGAGAAGCAGGCUCCCUACUGAGCAGGGUGCCCCCAAUGCAGGGCUUGAUCCCAGGAGAUCCCAGGACCCUGAGAUCAUGACCCGAGCCGAAGGCAGACGCUUAACCAACUGGCCACCCAGGCGCCCCAAGGGAUGAUGAUUUAGAAAGGGGGAAUGAAGAGAUGGAAAUUUCCAAAGACAAACCUUGCUCUGUUCACAAUUUAACCAUCCAGUCAAAAUGCAUUUGCCUGUCUGGGUGCCAGCUAAGCCCCUCGGUGCCCCUGGUCUCAGGCUCUUGCUAGCCAAAACAAGGGAAUCAAAACCUGAGAUACAGUUUUCUGCCUUCACAACUCAAAUCCCUCUCUUCAGUGGCUUUGGAGAUGGCAUCAUCCUUUCUUCCCUUUAGGAAGGUUUGGCCAGAUAUGCCAAACCGUUGUGCAAAUUAUAAAAAUGCUUCACUCUUCAUGAAUAAACAUGAGAGAUAAUGUGUGGAGAGAAAAAAACAUUUAUCAAUUAAGUGUCUUCAAAACCUCCCAAGAUUAUGCAGCUUUAAUGGCUGAGUGAUUUUGAAAGGAAAACUUGUAAAUUGAGCUGUACCUGAACUCAUAAUAAAAAGCCAUUAAAUUAAUUGACUCUUUUAGCGCUUACCUAACAGUAAGCCUGAGCUGUCUAUCCAAAUGAGGCCAGCCGAGAUCACUGUGGCAUUUACCCUGAUUCUCAGGCUGCUCCAGAUGAGAGAAACGCAAAGCAGACCAGUCCUCACAGCGGAAAUUCGCUUCUUACGCAGUCUUAACAAAGGCUGAGGGUUAGGGCUCUUGAAGAAGCACUUGCCAUAUUAUUUUUGCCACCUAAUAUUCCUAAAUGGCUGGAGAACAAAUGUAUAAAUUAGAUGGGUCCCAGGGGACAUGAUUCAAUUAAAUAUAUCCCCCAGAACUAGAUUGGCUUCUGGGUAGGCAACUCAUCACCUCACUCUUCCGGGAGCAUCAGAGGAAGAGGACGGGCUGUACCCAAGGUCAUGAGGAGCUAGAUAAAACUCUGGGCAGAGAACAUGUUGGCCCCCACCAACCCCUUCCUGGUUUAUCUUUUUAAUAUAAGUGGGACAUUUUGAGCACCUGUUUCUGCCAGUUACUUUCACAUGUUAUCCUACUGAAUCCUUACAACAGCCUUCUGAUGUAGGUUAUUAUUAAUCUCAUUUUUCGGAAGAGAAAACUGCACCUCUGGGAGAUUAAGAGAUUUGCCUGUGAUCUAAGGGUGGGUCCAUCUGAUCAAACUUUGUGUUCUUUUCAUUCUUCACAAGAGGUGCCAAGAUCAGAAAUCUCAAGGAGAGAUGCAGAACACGGAAAAAAACUUGUCUCCAUUUUUUUCUUUUUUCUCUCCUUCCUUUCUUCCUUCCUUCCUCCCUCUCUUCCUUCCUUCCUCCCUCUCUCCCUCCCUCCCUGUUUCCCUCCAUCUUUUCUUUCUUUCUUUCUUUCUUUCUUUCUUUCUUUCUUUCUUUCUUUCUUUCUUCUUUCCUUUCUUCUCUUUCUUCUUUCUUUCUUUCAUUAUGAGUAAAAUUGCUAGAAAUAAAAUUGCUCAACUUUUUGAAUAUUCAGCUGCUAUGAACAUUCAGGUGUUUGCAUAGACAUUGCUUCCUUUUACUUGGGUAAAUAGCCAGGAAUAUAUAGUAAGUAUGUUUAACUUUAUAAGAAAUUGCCAAACUUUUUCAAAAUGGCUAUACCAUUUUGCAUUCCCAUGAGCAAUGUAUGAGAGCUCAAGGUGUUCCACAUCCUCACUAUUACUUCAUAUUUUUUGUCUUUUUCAUUUAGCGAACUCCAGAGAAUAUAUAGCCUGUGAUCCAGUAGGGAACUCCAGAGGUGAGUAGUGACAUAUCACUGUGGUUUUAAUUUGCAUUUACUCAAUAAUUAAUGAUGUUUGGGAAAAUGUCUGUUUAAUCUGCCCAUUAAAAACAUUUUUUGUCUUAUUCUUGAUUUACAAGUGUUCUUUAUAUGCAUCAGAUACAAGUCCCUUACCCAAUAUGUUUUGAAAAUAUUUUCUUUCAGUUCAUGGCUUGUCCUUUAAUUUUGUUAAAAGUGUCUUUUGAAAAAUAAGUCCUUUUAAUUUUGAUGAAGUCCAGUUUUUCAAGUUUUUCAUUUGUGAUUUGCGUUCUUUUAUGCUCUAACUAAAAUACCUUUGCCUAACCCAAGUUCUUCAGGUUCAGCCAUAAGAAGCCCCCGCAGGAAAACAAAGAAAAAGAAGAAAGUGAGGUGGACCUGUCACUUCAUAUGAACAUGGAAAAAUUUCCGUAAAUGGAGAUUCUGUAAUCCUCCGCACAAGCUCUCCUUCUGAGCCUUGUAAGAGCCACAAAGUUGAGAAACUCACCUUCUAUGUUUUCGUCUAGGUUGAAAAUGUUGAAAAAGACAAAGGAAGACCUCUUUAGUACUCCACUGGACACCUCCCUCAGCAUGGGUUACGUGCCAUUAGGCAAUACCCUAGGGCUAUUUUUCUUCAACAAACCAGACACAUUUCCGCAACAUUACUAUACUUUUAUUCCCGGCCUCGUCUUCCCUGAGGAGUUAAAUAUUUCUAGAUAGUGGAAAGUAAGAAUGACUCCCAUCAUACUUUAUUUUUUAAGGGUGAAAUAGAAGCUUGGUCAAUUGAUCACAGAAAUGACAGGGAACAUGCCAUUAUAUUUUAACCAGUGUGUAAAGAAGGCUCUUAUGUAACCAGCCAUCCAGGCGCUUCUCUCCAGAGAAUUUUGUUUUUCAGCAAAUUGCUGUUGGGAUGAAGCUUUAUAGCUUUGGAGUCCUUGUAGCCAUCUUCCUCUUGUGUGAGCAGCAUGUCUUCGCUUUUCAGAGUGGCCAGGUUUUAUCUGCUAUUCCCAGAACCUCCAGGCAAGUUCACAUUCUGCAGAAUCUUACUACAACAUACGAGAUUGUUCUAUGGCAGCCAGUAACCCCUGAACUUAUUAAGAAGCAGAAAGAAGUCCAUUUUUUUGUGAAUGCAUCUGAUGCAAACAGUGUGAAAGCCCAUUUACAUGACAGCACAAUCUUAUUCAGAAUCUUGGUGGAAGAAGUGAGAGAUCUUAUCCAAGAGCAAACUCUCAACGACACAGUCAUCCCCCGGACUUCCUCCUCAUACUACGAACGGUAUCACCCACUAAAUGAAAUCUAUUUUUGGAUGGAUGCUAUAACUGAGAACCGUCCUGAUUUGCUUGAAAAAAUCCACAUUGGAUCCUCAUAUGAGAAGUACCCACUUUAUGUUUUAAAGGUUUCUAAAAAAGGACAAACAGCCAAAAAUGCCAUAUGGAUCGACUGUGGAAUCCAUGCCAGAGAAUGGAUCUCUCCUGCUUUCUGCUUGUGGUUCAUAAACCAUGUAACUAAACCACAUGGGGUAGAAACGUCAUACACUGAACUUCUGAGGCAUGUGGAUUUCUAUGUGAUGCCAGUAGUUAAUGUGGAUGGUUAUGACUUCACGUGGAAAAAGAAUCGAAUGUGGAGGAAGAACCGGUCCUUCCAUGACAAUAAUCACUGCAUCGGAACAGACCUGAACAGGAACUUUGCCUCCAAACAUUGGUGUGGGGAAGGUGCAUCGAGUUUCUCAUGCUCGGAAACCUACUGUGGCCUUUACCCUGAAUCAGAACCAGAAGUGCAGGCAAUGGCUAAUUUCUUGAGAAAAAACAUCAAGCACAUUAAGGCUUACAUCAGUAUGCAUUCAUACUCCCAGCAUAUACUGUUUCCAUAUUCCUAUAAUCGAAGCAAAAGCAAAGACCAUGAGGAACUGUCCCUAGUGGCCAGUGCAGCGGCCCGUGCUAUUGAGAAUAUUGAUAAAAAUACCAGAUAUACUUAUGGCAGCGGUUCAGAAACUUUAUACCUAGCUCCUGGAGGUUCAGAUGACUGGAUCUAUGACUUGGGCAUAAAAUAUUCGUUUACAAUUGAACUUCGAGAUAAAGGCAGAUACGGAUUCUUGCUGCCAGAGCGUUACAUCCAACCCACUUGUAGAGAAGCUCUCGCCGCUAUCUCUGAAAUAGUUGGGCAUGUCAUCAAGAAUGUUUAACGCCCUUCAUUUUUUCACUUUUCUCUCAUAUUCUAAUUUACUGGUUCCAACAAGACUGAAUCAUUGUACCCGUUCUUCUAAAAUUUUAUCUGUAGUUUUUAGAAAAGGUUUUCCUGUUCCUUGCUUUUGUCAAAGAACAAAAUAAAUGCUACCUUAAAAUUAAGGCAGAAAAGGGCUCACAUUUCUUUUUCCUUUUUAAAAAAAUUGUAAGAGGCUAGAUACAAAUUUUGAUUCAGGAUGUUUGACUACUCACGUCAAGCAAUUUUAAUAACUAGGUUCUUUUGGAUCAUUGGACCGCAAAAGGAAAGGUGGUUACAAGUACAUUAAAGAUUUCUGCUCCAAAUUUUCAAUGAACUGCUUGCGCCUUUAAAAGCACAACCGUGUGUGCUUUGCUCCACAGUAAAUAAGCGAUGGCCCCUGUAAGCGGAGGAGUGUCAAAAACACGACAAACACCACCUGUCACUGCUCACUAGCAAAUGAACAAAUGGCUGUAGUUAUUUUCAACAACAGAUGUGGCAUUUACGACACCUGUUUAUUGUAAGAGAUUAUGUAAUAAAAGGAGUAAAC